GGGACCCUGAGCACAGCGCACCUGCUCCCGACCGACAGCGCUCCUGCCCCGCAGUCCUUGUUCUCCAACGGGUCCAGGCCACCGCCAGCCUAGGUGGGCUUCAGGAUGAAGGCAGCUCGCUUCGUGAUGCGCAGCGCCAGCUCGCUGAGCAGCGCCAGCCUGGUCCCCCGGGAGGUCGAGCUGUUCUCACGCUACAGCCCGUCCCCGCUAUCCAUGAAGCAGCUGCUGGACUUUGGUUCAGAAAAUGCCUGUGAAAGAACGUCUUUCUCUUUUCUGCGGCAAGAAUUGCCAGUGAGACUAGCCAACAUCCUGAAGGAGAUUGACAUCCUCCCUGAGCGACUGGUGAAUACCCCCUCCGUGCAGCUGGUGAAGAGCUGGUACAUCCAGAGCUUGAUGGACUUGGUGGAGUUCCAUGAGAAGAACCCAGAAGAUCAGAAAGCUCUAUCAGACUUUGUAGACACACUCAUCAAAGUUCGAAACAGACAUCACAAUGUGGUUCCUACGAUGGCUCAAGGAAUCCUUGAGUAUAAAGACACCUGCACAUUUGACCCAGUUACCAAUCAAAAUCUUCAGUAUUUCUUGGACCGGUUUUAUAUGAACCGCAUUUCUACUCGGAUGCUGAUGAACCAGCAUAUCCUUAUAUUCAGUGACUCAAAGACAGGAAACCCAAGCCACAUUGGAAGCAUCGACCCGAGCUGUGAUGUGGUAGCAGUGGUCCAAGAUGCCUUUGAGUGUGCCAAGAUGCUCUGUGAUCAGUAUUAUCUGACAUCCCCAGAAUUAAAGCUCACACAAGUAAAUGGAAAAUUUCCAGGCCAGCCAAUACAUAUCGUGUAUGUUCCUUCCCACCUUCAUCAUAUGCUCUUUGAAUUAUUCAAGAAUGCCAUGAGGGCCACAGUUGAGCAUCAAGAAAAUCGCCCUUCCCUGACACCAGUCGAGGCAACUGUCGUCUUGGGAAAAGAAGACCUUACAAUCAAGAUUUCUGACCGAGGAGGUGGUGUUCCUCUGAGGGUCACUGACCGCCUCUUUAGUUACACAUACUCCACUGCUCCAACGCCUGUGAUGGACAAUUCACGGAAUGCCCCUUUGGCUGGUUUUGGUUAUGGCUUGCCAAUUUCUCGACUCUAUGCCAAGUAUUUUCAAGGAGACCUGAAUCUCUACUCUAUGUCAGGCUAUGGGACAGAUGCCAUCAUCUACUUAAAGGCUUUAUCUUCUGAGUCUGUAGAAAAGCUCCCUGUCUUUAACAAGUCAGCCUUCAAACACUAUCAGAUGAGCUCUGAAGCUGGGGACUGGUGUGUCCCAAGCAGGGAACCAAAAAACCUGGCAAAGGAAACAGUGGCCGUGUGAAGGGGAACAAGUAAGACACUUGAUGGGAUCAACGUGGGCCUAUGGCAGUGUUGCUGCAUGAAUAUGUGUGGACACUUGUUUCUGCAAAACAAAAAAACAACCAACCAAGCAAAAAGACAAACGCUAGAUCAGACAUUGAUCCAGUAAGGGAUGGAGCUUGGUUGUGUGACCUGUGAGAAGUCAGAGCCAGACUCCAGUAGACCACAGGUGACCUGUUUCUUGUUUGACAAUGAAGAAUGACUUGAGAUUAUUGCAAAUACUGAAAAGAAGUCAGCCUCUAAGUUAUAUAUAUAUAUAGAUAUAUCUUUCUCAACAAGUACAGGAUUUGAGGUUUGCAGUCUCAACAGGUGGAUGCUUUAGAAUUCUUGUUGCCGUCCAAAUAUAUUGAUGUUCAGUGAACAUCAAUUAUUGAGACAUUGGUGUUUUCCUGCCACGCAAAGAUUAGAGUGUUAUUAGAAAUGUAUGUUAAUGUGCAUUUUGUCAAUGUUAAUAUACUCUCGACAGGACAGGACAGAAGAUGCCAAAGCACUUCAGUGAGUGGGCAGUGCAGGUUAUGUGGAUACUCCGAAGAAAGCCUUUUUGGCAAGAAAGCUCCAGUAUCACAUAGCCUUUCUUGUUUGGGCUAUACUCCAUAAGCCAGUGAUUUUUUGGCCUGUGCCUAGUCUUAGGUGAAUUGUUAAAUAUAUACUGAAUUUAGGAAGUUGGGCUGGAAAGGGAGAUAAAUCGCCAAAGUGAUCCAAAGAUUGUAUGUGGAAAAACCAUAUUAGAGAAAGAAAUCACAUAUUACAAACUCAUCUGGGAAGGAAUGGGAGUUCUCUAACUGGAUAAGAGCACCUACUUUCCAGGCUUAAAAACAUGCGCAUUUUAUAUUUUAAUUAUAUUCUCUACACUCCUAUAUUAACAUAUCUGUUCAAAGUUUUCUAUUUGCCAAUCGACAUGAGAGUGUUAAAAUUUAAAUCCUUCUUGGGGUAUUGUUUUUUUUGGUUUUUUGGGGGGGGUUGUGUUUGGUUUUUUAAUGGAGUACUCUGGAAGUAAGUUCUCAUUCUAGGAUGAUGUCAUUUGUGAAUCAUGGAGACUCUGAGACCCGAUGACUAAAAGCUGUGAUAUGCUUGGUGCUCAGAGGAUGAAAGUGUGAUUGGCAGGCAUGGAUCAUCCAUCAUCCAUGCAGAUCACCCUUAGAAAAGAAAGAAAAAACAAUGAACAAGGGAAGGGAUAGAGGGAGGAAAAGAAGGAAGCAGAGGCAGGCAUCUUCCUGUUGACCCCACAAGCCCCUCCAAAGAAUCCUGUUUUUCCUGGGCAGGGGGAAGAAUGCAUUGUCUUUGAAAGCAGUAGUUUCUUAAACAGGGUUCACUCUUACAAGACCAGGGGCUUUGUGAGAUAAUGAAUUCAUUUGUGUCAAAAUAACAUUGGAACGUUUUUCCGAAUUGUAAAUCUAUCAGUCCUGUGUGACAGGGAGUUUGAAAUCUGUAUGUAAUUUUAUGCUGACCCAGUGCUGAGGUAUAUCUGGCUGUGGCAGCAAAAGCCACAACUAUUUGUUUUGGACUUCAGAGUUUAUCUUUAAAGUCCUGGUCAGUGACUUGGAUGGUAGGACUUUGAUUCCUGCAUUGAUUAGUCACACAAAACUGUUAGCAUUUAGCUUAUCUGUUGUGUUCUUGUUACUGUUUUUCCAAAUGAAGCUUCAGCUGUAUGUUUGGGCAUAUAAAUAUUUGUUUACCAAAGAUCUAAGGCAUUUGGUUAAAUAGCCCAAACACUUUGAGCUGUGUUUAAAAUAGUAAAGAAAAUCUUUAGGAUCUCAACAGCAUCAACUGUGUAAAUUAAAUUGAAACAGUCUUCCUGUUAUUUAUGAACCCAUGGGAGACUUUAGACUCUAGUGGAUGGAUAUGAAUGCCCAGGCCCACUUAACUUAUUAAUGUGUGGUUGACAUUUCUGUGUUUAGGUUAUGUGCAGAAAAUGUGAUAAUUUUAUAAUAAAUAUUUUUAUUAUAAUGGU
Phodopus roborovskii (desert hamster) is the source of this 3333-nucleotide messenger RNA. It is a transcript of the gene Pdk4, whose product is annotated as pyruvate dehydrogenase kinase 4. Gene Ontology annotation, molecular function: pyruvate dehydrogenase (acetyl-transferring) kinase activity. The record is from RefSeq and is a predicted model, not a curated record. The transcript has 11 exons. The coding region runs from base 106 to 1344 and encodes 412 amino acids. Gene Ontology annotation, cellular component: mitochondrion. NCBI's taxonomy places the organism in Eukaryota, Metazoa, Chordata, Mammalia, Rodentia, Cricetidae. Gene Ontology annotation, biological process: regulation of glucose metabolic process; protein phosphorylation.